AUGGGUAACGUUAGCAGUCGCCCCGAUGAAGGGGCAGCUCUCUAUCUGAGAGACCAGAAUAGACUCUUGAUAUCGUCAUUAGUCAUUUCCAACCCGCGCUCCGGCUCGUCAAUCCAAAUAACUCCCAACGCUUUCCCUGCCUCUCGAGUCACCGUUUCCCGUCCCACAGGCGAGACUGCCCCCAUAGAAUUCAUCCAAGACACAGAUCAAUCGAAUCCUAGCGCGGGCCCGAACUUCAUCCUCAAGCUCAACAGCGACGACGAGCUCGUCUUUACCUUCUCCUUCAUCACUCGCCAGGCACAGCAACUUGUCCAGACCGCCAACGAUGCCCCCGAAACCCUUGCACCUCUUGAUACCCACAUCAGCAGCCUCACCUACGUCUACGCCUCCACAUCGCGCGAGGUUGAGAACCUGGUGACCCGCGAAUUCCAUGCAGACCCCAAUCUCCAUAAGAACGCCAAUGUCGAGCUUGUGGGCGAUUACUCUACAGGUGGUAGUCCUUCCGUCACAUUCGAAUGGACAUGGAAGUGGAAACCGCCUAAGAACUUCGAGGAUAAGGGAGGUGGUUGGAGGAAUUCGUGUAGCUUCGUCGAAUACGAUUCUCGCGCCCACCGCCUGCACACCCUUGCGAGUUUCUCUUACUGGGUAGCGAAUACCUCGUCACCCAUGAGCCACCCAAACUCUCCUUCGCCGCUCUUCCACCUCGCCCCGCCUCCCAAGAUCCGUGUAGCAUCUUCCCAAUCUGUCGACUCCCGUAUCAGUAACAUCGAGUUGGAGGAACCAGGCUCGCCCGUUUCUGCCGCUGGAUCGCAGGUGCCUCUGACGGCCGUACAGCAGCCCCUUCCGCCUCCUCCACAAGAGCCAGUCAAGGUUGAUGUGGCGUGCCCUAAACCUGGCGACGACAACGUCACCAUCAGCGACGACGGGCCGGUUUUCCGAGCCACCAUCAAGGCCUUGGAACAAAAGACGGGGAAUAUGCGGGUGCAAAUGAAGCGCGUUCUGAAGAAAGCUGAGCAGGCGCAGGAAGCCCAGACGGAAGCGACCGCGAGAUUCGAGUCUUUUAUGGAGGCACUACGCGAGGCGGCAUCCACAAACGCAAAUGCAGUGCAGCCUGCGAUCGACCACUACUUCAACAAGAUUGCCAAGGAAAUCUUGGAAUAUGAACAGAAGAAUGCGCGCUGCCUGCAGAAAAUCGUGAUCGAGCCUCUGAGCAAGGUCUACACGUUCGACAUAAAACAGGCCGAGAACAAGAAAAGGGAUUUUGAAGAGGAGAGCAAGGACUACUAUGCAUAUCUUUCUCGUUAUCUCGGCCAGCGGCACGACUCGGUCAAGGCCAAGAAACUUGCCGAAAGUGAUACGAAAUAUCAAGCGAAGCGUCGCACGUUUGAACUAAGACGCUUCGACUACUCCAGCUUCAUGCAGGACUUGCACGGCGGCCGCAAGGAGCAGGAGGUUCUCUCCCAUCUCACGCGAUAUGCCGACGCGCAGGCGAGGGGCUUUCUUGACACAGCCAAAAAGAUCGAAGCCCUGCUUCCGCAACUGGAGGCCCUCACCAACGAGGUUCACGAGGCAGACAAAGAAUUCCAGUACCAAAGACGCGAGCGCGAGGAGAAGAGGCGGCUGCUCGAAAAAGGGAACCACCCGUAUUCGGAUCCCGAUCUGACAUCGCCGCCUCCCGCGGGCAACGCGUACACUUCCGUUGUCAAUGGCCAGAAUGCCUCGACCUCAGACAGCGAGCUGGGCCGGGCCGACAGCACCAGUUCUCAGCUCAGGACGGGUGUCGCCACCGGCGCCAACGCAUCAUCAGCUGUAGGGGCUGCCGAGCUGUCCAGAUCGCCAGGUAGUGUCGGCGCUUCAAACCUCGGGAGCCCCGCUGCGGCAUCCAAGUUCAAGGGCAUACGUGACUUAGAGGAAAGAGAUCACGCUCAGCUGGUGAUCGCAGACAGGAAUAACUCGCAGCGAAAAGAAGGCCUCCUAUGGGCCAUGAGCAGGCCGGGAAGUCAUGUAGACCCGCGCAACUUGAACAAGCAGGGCUGGCACAAGUUCUGGAUUGUUCUUGAUCAGGGAAAACUCUCCGAGUACAGCAAUUGGAAGCAGAAGCUCGAUCUACACAUGGAUCCCAUCGAUCUUAGAAUGGCGUCAGUACGAGAAGCCCGCAAUGCGGAGCGUCGUUUUUGCUUUGAGGUCAUCACGCCCCAGUACAAACGCGUGUAUCAAGCCACAUCGGAGGAGGACAUGAACAGCUGGAUUACGUCGAUCAACAACGCUUUGCAAAGUGCGGUAGAAGGGCGUCUGCUCGAGAAGCCUGGCCUAUCGCCGCCACCUUCCAGCGGCGGUUCGAGCAGCCUCAAGAGGGACAUUGGGUCCAUUUUGACCGGUAAGGGGCCGUCGGGACAUGGUAACCAUCACGCGAGCGCGACUACGAGCACCGGUAGCGGCACGCCGGCUCGGCGUAUCACAGUGGGCGGGAGGCCGGCCACAUCGCGCGCACCUAGCUCCGGCUACGACGACAACCCAGACAAGCUGCUUCAGAUGCUGCGCAAUAACGACCAAGGCAACUGUUGGUGUGUGGACUGCGGGUCCGGGGCCAAGGUCGAAUGGGUCUCGAUCAACCUGGCUGUCAUCCUCUGCAUUGAGUGCAGCGGCAUUCACCGAUCCCUGGGCACGCACAUCAGCAAAGUGAGGUCUCUCACGCUCGACAUCACGUCCUUCACGCCCGAUAUUGUCGAGUUGCUGCUUCUCGUUGGUAACCGGGUUGCGAACAUGGUAUGGGAAGCCAAGCUCGACCCGGCGGUCAAGCCGGGGCCGCAGGCAACCCGAGAGCAGCGGCUCAGGUUUAUCACGGCCAAGUACGUGGACAGGGCAUUUGUGGAGCCCCUAUCGCCUACGCUGUCACGGUACGCAACGGCGGAGGAGACGCUCCUGGCAGGAAUCAAGAAGAACGAGAUACAGCAGGUCAUCUACGCGCUGGCACUGAAGGCGAACCCGAAUGCUACGGACAAGUCACGAGGCACACAUGCGGUAUUCCUGGCGCUGGCCGCAGCCGACCCGGCAUCGCCUUCUCCGCCCGGAGGUCAACAGCCCGAGCCUGACAAGCCGGUCUCGUUUCCGGUAGCGGAAUUGUUGAUGCAGAACGGGGCGGAGAUGCCAGCCAGCAUGCCGGCAUUCCCGCUGAGCCGUAGGGCCCAGAUGUACGUGGAGCAGAAGAGGGGCCGGGCGAGCGGAUUUGCGGGCGACUCGGUGGGGACUCUGCGGCCGAAUCUAAGCGUGAGUGAGCGGUACCAGCAGGAGAAGGAAGCGAGGCUGCAGAAGAGAGUGAGCGCUGGCGGGCGUCUGGCUAAGAGCCCAAUUCCGGAGAGGUAG
Sodiomyces alkalinus F11 is the source of this 3363-nucleotide messenger RNA. RefSeq names its product PH domain-containing protein. Bases 1 to 3363 code for a protein of 1120 amino acids. The record is from RefSeq and is a predicted model, not a curated record. The transcript has 6 exons. Gene Ontology annotation, molecular function: GTPase activator activity; protein binding. Gene Ontology annotation, biological process: intra-Golgi vesicle-mediated transport. NCBI's taxonomy places the organism in Eukaryota, Fungi, Ascomycota, Sordariomycetes, Glomerellales, Plectosphaerellaceae. Gene Ontology annotation, cellular component: cytoplasm; endosome; trans-Golgi network.